AUGGCCACUAAUCCUCCCAAAUUCAAAGUCCCGCUCGUUGAUGAUGAAAGGCUGCAAAACUUGAAAAAUGCUUUUGAGAGACAUUAUGGAGAGACUCCGCUCUUCUAUGCAUGUGCGCCUGGGAGAGUCAAUCUAAUAGGAGAGCACAUUGAUUACUGUGGUUUCUCUGUUUUGCCAAUGGCUAUUGAACAGAAUAUCUUUGCUGCAGUCUCAGUGAAUAAUUUGGGAACAAUCCAGCUGGCCAAUAUAAAUCCUCUGUACAACAAUAUCACUGUGUCUUGUUCAGAGGAAAUCGUUAUUGACAGAACUAACCCGAAGUGGUAUUAUUAUUUCCUGUGUGGUGUUAAGGGCAUUCAGGAGAAGUUUGGGAUCACACGUUUACCAGGAAUGUCGUGUGUCAUCGACGGCAAUGUUCCACCGAGCUCUGGUCUGUCCAGUUCUAGUGCCCUUGUUUGUUGUGCUGGGCUCGUAACAAUGGAGGCAAAUCAGAAGUCCCUCUCCAAACUAGCUCUUGCAGAGAUAUGUGCAAAAUGUGAGCGAUACAUUGGUACAGAGGGAGGAGGCAUGGACCAGUCCAUCUCAUUCCUGGCAGAGAAAGGAACUGCAAAACUGAUAGAGUUUGAGCCGUUAAGGGCGAUUGAUGUCCAGCUCCCAGCCGGUGCUGUUUUUGUGAUUUCCAACUGCUGUUUGGAGAUGAAUAAAGCGGCAUCUUCUCACUUUAACAUUCGUGUGGUAGAGUGUCGGAUCGCCACAAAGAUGCUGGGCCAAGCCAAAGGGUUGAACCAAAAGGGGUUGCUAAAGCUGGCACAGGUGCAGACGGAGUUGAAAGCAUCUCUGGAGGAGAUGCUGCUUCUUGUGGAUGAGGUUCUACAUCCCGAGCCGUACAGCCGAGAGGAGAUCUGUAAAGCUCUCGACAUCACAUCGCAGCAGUUCUCCACAGAGCUACUCAGUGCAAAUACUCAACAUGUAACACAUUUCAAGCUGUACCAGCGAGCCAAACAUGUCUACGGCGAGGCUUCACGUGUGUUGCGCUUUAAGGAUGUGUGUGAUUGUGAGGCUGAAGAGUCCAUCCAGCUACUGGGUGACCUGAUGAACCAGAGCCACGCAAGCUGCAGAGAUCUGUAUGAGUGCAGCUGCCCUGAACUAGACCAACUAGUGGAUAUUUGUCUGAAAUCAGGCGCUGUGGGGUCCCGGUUGACAGGAGCAGGCUGGGGCGGCUGCGCUGUGUCUAUGGUUCCCAGUGACAAAGUUCAGUCCUUCGUGCAAGCAGUGAGGGAAGCUUACUACCUCCCUGAUCCUCGUAGAGCAGCAAUGGAAAAACAAAGUUUGUUUGUCUCAAAGCCUGGAGGAGGAGCUGCAAUUUACGUAGAGAAUUGA
Nerophis lumbriciformis (worm pipefish) is the source of this 1377-nucleotide messenger RNA. NCBI's taxonomy places the organism in Eukaryota, Metazoa, Chordata, Actinopteri, Syngnathiformes, Syngnathidae. The record is from RefSeq and is a predicted model, not a curated record.